AAGAUAACCAGUUACAGUAUUCCUCCCACGUACCUGGCAAUGGGGAGACUCGCUCUGGAAAUGCCCGUGCCCAGAUUGAAGCCAUCCCCUGUAAAAUCUGUGGGGACAAGUCUUCAGGAGUUCACUAUGGUGUUAUUACUUGCGAGGGAUGUAAGGGCUUCUUUAGGAGGAGCCAGUCUGGUCCUGUCAACUACCAGUGUCCAAGAAAUAAGAAUUGUGUUAUAGACCGGGUGAAUCGUAAUAGAUGCCAGUACUGCCGUCUACAGAAGUGCAUGGCUCUUGGAAUGUCUAGAGAUGCUGUCAAAUUUGGUCGCAUGUCCAAGAAGCAGCGAGAAAAAGUUGAAGAUGAGGCAAAUAUGGUCAAAGCAAGCCGACUGAAAGGAUUAAGCCAGGAGCAGUUUGGUGGUUAUGAAGCCAAUGGCUACAGUUUUUCACAACAGCAGCAGCAACAGCAGCAGCAUGAGUUCAUCACCGAGGGUCAGCUGUACUCACCCACCCCAAGCAUCCAGCCCACUCCUCAACCAGCUACUUUAAUGAGAGCUGUUGACAUGAAUCCUAUAAACUUGGGGAAAGCCAUCACAGAGGCCCAUCUGAGGACAUGCCUCUACAGCAAUGAACAGAUCAACUUGCUGAAACACCAGACACUACCUCAGGAUCGAGUCACCAUGUUCAAGAAUUUUUCUCAUCGACAGUUAUGGUCAGAGAUUGCAGACAAAGUCACUCUGGCUGUCCAACAGAUUAUUGAGUUUGCCAAGAUGAUUCCAGGAUUCAUGGAGCUCUCUCAGGAUGAUCAGAUUAUGUUGCUGAAGGCUGGAAGUUUUGAACUGGCCUUGAUGCAACUUUGCCGAGUGUUUGAUGCCGAGUCCAACCGUGUUGUCUUUGGAAACAUGUUUUUGCCAUUGGAGGCAUUUGCUCAUUUGACCGACGAAGAGUUCCACCUUAUGACGGCCAUAUUUGACUUUGUGAAAAAUAUUCAACUCCUUAACAUCACGGAAAGUGAGAUGGCCAUGUUGAGUGCUCUCAUUUUAAUUAGCUCUGAUCGACCAGGUGUGAAAGAAAUUGGGGAAAUUCAACAGCUUCACGAUCUGAUUCUCACAUCUCUCAAACAAGAAAUGAGUGUGAACCACACUGGGGACAAGCAUAUUCUCAAGAGGUUCGUGGAGCAGGCAGGGGUACUGCGAUCACUAAGUGCCAGGCAUAUUCGUGUCUUAAAUGCAUUUAAAGAAGAGGCACCAGAUAUUCAGUUUCCAGCACUUCACAAGGAGCUCUUCUCUGUAGAAACAGAAUCAGUUCCUCACAGCAUUCAGUAA
Candidula unifasciata is the source of this 1310-nucleotide messenger RNA. Lineage: Eukaryota; Metazoa; Mollusca; Gastropoda; Stylommatophora; Geomitridae. The record is from the annotation of a GenBank genome assembly.